AUGAUUGCAAACAAUUAUAUUCAAUGUGAUGGCACUGUUGGCCACAAUGAUAGACACGGUGUCUGUAUUUUAGAUAAGUUUUGUUGUAAAGGUUUUUCAGUGCGAAACCUGUGUCCCGACGGAGGCAUCUGUUGUUACGGCACUCCUGACUGCGCUUUAGACUCAAGCACUAACGCUAUCAAACAGUCAUACAAUCCCUGUCCACUAAUCAUACCCCGGCAACAAUGGCGUGCACGACAACCAAAUCAAUUGAUUGCAAGUAUACCUCCGGCCGAACACGUGUUUGUUCAUCACACGGACGAUGGAAACACGUGUCAAUCUUUAGAGUCUUGUGGCGUCAGAUUGCGAUCACUGCAAAGCUAUCACCAGUUUAACAAAGACUGGCCCGAUAUUGCCUGGAAUUUCAUUAUAGGUGGCAAUGGACAGGUAUAUGAAGGGGUCGGUUGGAAUCGACAGGGAUUUCAUACACUAAACUGGAAUCAUAAUUCAAUAGGUGUUGCAUUUGUUGGCAAUUUUAAUGAUGAAAAGCCAACGGAAAAAAAACUUCCUGUCCAGGACAACAUUUGUAUGACUAUAUAA
Messenger RNA from Oppia nitens, 579 nucleotides. RefSeq names its product peptidoglycan-recognition protein 2-like. The coding region runs from base 1 to 579 and encodes 192 amino acids. Lineage: Eukaryota; Metazoa; Arthropoda; Arachnida; Sarcoptiformes; Oppiidae. Gene Ontology annotation, molecular function: N-acetylmuramoyl-L-alanine amidase activity; zinc ion binding. The transcript is spliced from 3 exons. The record is from RefSeq and is a predicted model, not a curated record. Gene Ontology annotation, biological process: peptidoglycan catabolic process.